CCUUUGUCUGGUGGACUGGAAGCCGCGCGCACGCGAUGUGGACCCUGUUAGGACGAGUCAUCCUCCUGCACCUGAUCACCAUCCGGCCUCACCCGGGGGAAGGGUCCGACUCCGACUGCGAUGACGGACAGUUCCAGUGCAGGAACAAGCGCUGUAUCCCGACUCUGUGGCGAUGCGACGACGACGACGACUGCUCCGACAACAGCGACGAGGAGGACUGUCUGAAGAGCACGUGCGACCCGGCGGAGUUCGCGUGCCAGAACGGACAGUGUGUGUCCAGCCGGUGGCUCUGCGAUGGAGAACCCGAGUGCUCUGACGGAUCAGACGAGGCCGAGUCAACCUGCACAGUGAAGCAGACGUGUCCUCCAGAUAAGUUUGACUGCAGGGGGAGCUGUGUGUCUCUGGCGUGGAGGUGUGACGGAGAGAGAGACUGCGAGAGCGGAGCGGAUGAAGAAGGCUGCACUGCCGACACCCGGUCCUGCGCUUCCGGAGAGUUCCAGUGCCGUAACCUGAAGUGCAUGUCUCCGGCGUACGUGUGCGACGGCGAUGAUGAUUGCGGCGACGGCACCGACGAGGAGCAGUGUUCCCCGCCAUCGUGCGGCCCGCUCCAGUUCCGCUGUAACACCACCGAGUGUAUCCCGCAGCCCUGGACCUGCGACAGAGACCCCGAUUGUUUCGAUGGAUCAGACGAAUGGGAGGGGCUGUGCGGCGACGGGGCCGGGCGAACGCUACUGCCCGCAAGUCCGAGGUUGGAGUGCAGGGCAGGACUGUUCCGCUGUGGGAGCGGAGAGUGCGUCAAGAUAGCGUGGAAGUGCGAUAAACAUCCGGACUGCAUGGACAGAUCAGACGAGUCCGACUGCCCUCUCCUGACGUGUCGGCCUGAUGAGUUCCAGUGUGGAGACGGUUCUUGCAUCCACGGCAUCAAACAGUGCAAUAAAGCCUUUGACUGUUUCGACAGGAGUGAUGAGGCUGGCUGUGUUAAUGCCACAAAGUGCGCAGGCCCUUUGAAGUUCCUCUGUAGAAACGGAGAGUGUAUCGACGGGGCGAAGGUGUGUGAUGACGUCAAGGACUGCAAGGAUCGAUCGGACGAGCCCAAGAGGGAAUGCGGUUUAAACGAAUGCACGAUGAACAACGGAGGCUGCUCUCAUGUCUGUGUGGAUCGACCCAUCGGCUACGAGUGUCAGUGUCCCGCCGGGUACAAACUCCUGGACAAAAGGACGUGUGGAGACAUCAACGAGUGUGAGAACCCGGACGCUUGCAGUCAGAUCUGCAUCAACCUUAAAGGAGGCUUCAAGUGUGUGUGUCACCCCGGCUACGAGACGGACCCCGUGAGCAGAACCUGCAAAGCGGAAGGGAAAAGUCCGUACCUGCUGUUCACGAACCGACACGAGAUCCGGCGUAUUGACCUGGUGAAGCGGGACUACACGCAGGUCGUUCCCACGCAGAAAAACGCCAUCGCAAUCGGCGUGGAUGUCGCCGCCAACCGCAUGUUCUGGUGCGACCGCUUUCAUCGCAAGAUCUACAGCGCCUACAUCCACGAGGCGAGCGACCCCACCCGUCACGUGACCCUGAUCGACUCGGGCCUGCUCUCCCCAGAGGGUCUGGCUUUAGACUGGGUGCAGCACAACCUCUACUGGACCGACUCGGGUCACGGCUGCAUCGCGGUGGCUUCGUCUGACGGCAGCAGGAGGCGUGUCCUGAUCGACACGGAGCUGAGCGAACCCAGGGCCAUCGCCGUGGCCCCCGAGCAAGGGUUCAUGUUCUGGUCCGACUGGGGGACGAGACCCAAGAUAGAGAAGUCUGGGAUGAACGGAGUGGGCCGGCAGGUCCUAGUGUCCGAGGGCAUCGAGCGGCCCAACGGCAUCACGCUGGACGUGGUGGGAAAGCGAUUGUACUGGGUGGACUCAAAGCUUCGUCUGAUCUCCAGCGUGGACUUUAACGGAGCUCAGCGCAGAGUCAUCCUGUCCUCCAGUGAGAGACUCCUCCACCCCUACGCCCUCGCCGUGUUCGAGGACCGCGUGUACUGGACGGACCGUGAGAAGGAGGCGGUGUACAGUGCGAACAGGCUGACCGGGCAGGACGUGACCAGCCUUGCCGAGCGCCUCAAAGAUCCACAUGAUAUCGUGGUGUUCCAUGAGCUGAGUCAACCUCAAGCUGCAGACAGCUGUAACCUGGCCGGCGUGAGAAACGGUGGUUGCGCCUUCCUGUGCCUGCGCGCUCCUCAAAUCAGCGACCACUCGCCCAAAUACACGUGCGCCUGCCCCGACGGCGAGGAGCUGAGCCCCGACGCGCGCGUGUGUGUCCCCGUCCAGAACGUCACGGUCGCACCAGCGUUCCCCGGCGUUUCUCUAAACAGCACCUCGGCGAUGGAGGCAGGGGUCGGUGCGGCGACCUCAAGGUCAGAGGUCAUGACCUUCCAGGCUAAGACGGCGCCACCCAAGUCCGCGCUGAACAUCACAGCGGUGUCCACGCGGAGCCCGACUGUGCUGCUGAGCACCGCUACAGGACACACCAGCAACCUGUCUCAUCACUCUGGUAAUGAGUUGUUCCUGCUUGGACACAGCGUCCCCGUGGCUGUGCUCAGCGUUGGAAUUCCCAUCGUGGCGCUCCUGCUGAUUCUCUCGGCUUCCUGUCUGAUUUAUCGUAACUGGAGACUCCGGAGCACUAAGAGCAUGAACUUCGACAACCCCGUGUACCGUAAGAGCACGGCCGAGGCCGAGGAGGACGAGAUCCACAUCGGGAGGAACGAGGGGCUCGCCACUCACCACCACCCGUACCCGGUGCCCGUAGUCAGCACGGCGACGUGUCCGCCCUUCAUCGCCCUGCCCCUGGGCGGCGCCGUGACGGAUCCGGUCCCGCACUGGUACGCGGAGCCACCCAGCGUCCCCGCCGCCAAGUGAACGGUGGAAGUGUGAGAGCCGGGGUUUCCAUGGAAACGGUGUUUAACGUGUGUAACGAGGCACUGAGCUGAGGCCGAGUGUCAAAAGUUUGUACACCCGCUAGAUUAUACAUAGCGACGGGUGUGUGUGUCUCUGGAACGGUCCGAUGUGUGAAUGAAGAGUCUUAAAGAGAGCGGUAAUGUAACGAUACAAAUUAGACGCCGUGCUGUAGAGCUGCAGUAGCCCCGCCCCCUUUACUCAGGAGAGAGAGAGAGAGAGAGAGAGAUAACGGAAAUAAAUACGCAGAGAACAGACGGGACAGGAUGAGUCACGCCACAUGAGUCAUUUUUUCCGAUCUUAAGGAUAUUUAUGCAAAAUAGCGCUACUGUACUUCCGCUAGUCACAACAUUGCACCUUUAACGCAGAGGUCGUGUCCCAAACGCUUUCUGAAGGUGCAGUCAGUCGUUUUAAAAUCUUCAACAUAUUAGUUAUAAAACUGGAACAGAGGAAACUUGUGUUCACGCCACAGACACGAGAGGAACCGCAUGCUAACGGAUUAAUUAGCGCUUUGUACAUAAUGAUGUUUUUAUAAUGACAAAGUUUUUAUGGAAACACGCUUAAACGGUACUUUUGUCCGCGUCCUACGCAACAGCAGGCUGCUGCAGGGAAAUCACGAGAAGUGUUGUUUGUAAUAAUCACAAAAUGUCAUCAUUUUAUCUCAUUACGCGCAUAAUGAGGUUUUGUAUUUCUGUCCUGCCCGCUGCAGCCAUGGCCGCUGAAACAGUUUCCAAAGCUUGACACCACUAGUAGGCGCUGUAACACCCAAAAUGACUUUCUCUCUCUCUCUCUCUCUCUCUCUCUAUCUCUCUAUCCAUCAGUCUUGUUUCUUCCAGACUGCAGUAGCGGAGUAAAGGAGCAUUAGCACUGCAUUAACCUGCUGCAUUUACGCGUUGUAAUAAACUUAAGCUAAGAGCUUGUCUUGUUCGUCAGUGGAACACUCCGCGUGGAACCUGUUUACAGGAAACAGGAGGGACACAGGGGUUCUGUAUCUCAUGUGUGGACUGGAGUGUGUAGUAUUGUCUCAGGGAGUUGGAACACUGUGUGUGUGUGUGUGUGUGUGUGUGUGUGAGGGUUACCCCAACAGAUCCCACAGCAAUAGUAAAUACACCCUCAUUUUUUUGUUGUUGUUAUAUUUGCGACCCGUUUAGACCAGACGUCUGGUUCUGAUUACAGCAGACAGGAGUCAGACUCGCUGAGGACAACUGUCUGAGAGACAGAGGAGAAAACGCUUGUCUUCACUGCAUUCGGAUUACAUUUUUAACAAUGGACACAGAUUUACACAAAUCUGAAUUUAAAGGUUUUAAAUUAAAAUUUUUAGACGUUCAUCAGAAAUUCAUCAGACGUGGCAGUGACCUUGAGUGACCUUGAGUGAC
Messenger RNA from Clarias gariepinus (North African catfish), 4312 nucleotides. Its product is annotated as low-density lipoprotein receptor-related protein 8-like. Bases 36 to 2900 code for a protein of 954 amino acids. The transcript has 18 exons. Lineage: Eukaryota; Metazoa; Chordata; Actinopteri; Siluriformes; Clariidae. The record is from RefSeq and is a predicted model, not a curated record. Gene Ontology annotation, molecular function: protein binding; calcium ion binding.